AUGUGGCGAUCCCAAAUCACGAAAAUUCUCCGCGCAAACAAAUUUGAAAGGUAUCUUGAUCCCUCUGUUCCCCCACCUCUUCCAACGCUGACUCGUUCGGAUGGAACUACGGUUCCGAACAUUCGUUACGCGCAAUGGACACUCACUGAUCAGAACCUCGCCGCGGCUAUAUGUUCAACUAUUUCUCCAUCCAUCCUACCUUAUCUCAUCAAUCUUGAUUCUACCUCAGCCAUCUGGACCACUCUAGAGCUUAGAUUUCAAUCCUCUAAUCGCUCGAAAGUGAUUCAGUUAAAGAACGAUCUUCAUCACAUAACGAUGAAAACCUCCAUGACUCAAUAUAUUGUUGAUAUAAAGUACUUGGUAGAUCAAAUAGCCUCUGUCGGAUCUGUGCUCAAUACCGAGGAUAUCAUCUUGUAUAUCCUAAAUGGCCUUCCGGCAACCUAUCAAGCGUUCAAGACGGCUAUAAGAAUGAUGCUAUAA
This is a messenger RNA of Dendrobium catenatum, 480 nucleotides long. RefSeq lists its product as uncharacterized. Bases 1 to 480 code for a protein of 159 amino acids. Lineage: Eukaryota; Viridiplantae; Streptophyta; Magnoliopsida; Asparagales; Orchidaceae. The record is from RefSeq and is a predicted model, not a curated record. The transcript has a single exon.